CGCUGUGAGGCACACUAAAACUCUUACCCAUGAUAAAACCACCUGGUGUUGCACACUGUGUUCUUCGAAGCUGUUACAAUGUUCCCCCGGGUGAUUUUGAAGGCAACUAUGAUCAAAAAGUCUCAGCAAAAGAAAAGAACAUCACCAUGUAACUACAAGGAGAGGUUUUUUGUAUUAGACACUCAAGACCUGAAAUACUCUGAACGUCGUCCGGGGAAAAAGCCAAUGCUGAAAGGUUGCAUCGAACUGUCCAGGAUUAAGUGUGUGGAGAUUGUGUUGAGUGAUGUCCCUAUACCAUGCAACUACAAGUACCCUUUUCAGGUCUUUCAUGACAAUUAUUACCUCUACAUCUUUGCCCCAGACAAUGACUGCCGUCAGAGAUGGGUUCGAGCUCUCAAAGGGGAGACGAAGCACAACAAUUUGGUCGCAAAGUUCCACCCAAACUUCUGGAUGGAGGGAAAAUGGAGAUGCUGCCAACAAACUGAGAAGCUGGCGACAGGCUGUCAACUCUACAACCCUGUGGGUUACGCUUCUAAAAAGCCUCUUCCCCAGCUACCGGAUCCAGAGAUGGGCCUGAAUGAUUCAGGAGAUCAGAUGGUCAUCGCUCUGCUAGACUACACGCCACUCAGAGAUGAUGAUUUGGCUCUUCAGAAAGAUCAGGAGUAUCGGCUCAUUAACAGCUGCCAUUCAGAUUGGUGGACUGUGCAGGAUGACAAGGGAAAUGCAGGCUAUGUGCCCAGCACAUACGUAGCUGAGAAAAAUGGCAAGAACUUUGAGCGAUUUGAAUGGUACAACAAACACGUUAGCAGAUGGGAUGCAGAGGAACUGUUAUUGAAAGAGGGAAAAGAAGGUGCAUUCAUGAUGCGGGACUCAAGACAGGCAGGAGUCUAUACAGUAUCAGUUUUCACCAAAGCUCCUGGAUCUAAUGGAGAGAAGAACCCUAGAGUGAAACAUUAUCAAAUAAGACAGACAGACACAGAGAAGAAAGCGUUUUACUUGGCGGAGAAGUACCUGUUUAGCACCAUUCCUGAGCUGAUCAAUUACCACCAACACAAUGCUGCCGGUCUGAUAACAAGACUGAGACACCCUGUCUCUAAAGGACAACGCAGCUCUCGGGAAAUUCCUGGUCCUUUAAAAGAUCAGUGGGAGAUAGACCCAGAAGAGCUGAUUCUGGGUCAGGAGAUCGGCAGUGGACAGUUUGGGCUCGUGCUGGAGGGGAAAUGGAAGGACACGAAGGUGGCAGUGAAGAUGGUUAGAGAGGAAUGCAUGUCAGAUGAGGACUUCAAAGAGGAGGCAAAGGUUAUGAUGAGGUUGUCUCACUGUAAGCUUGUGCAGUUGUAUGGCGUGUGCAAUCAGCGCUCCCCCAUGUGUCUGGUGUUCGAAUACAUGGAGAGUGGCUGUCUGUCAGACUACUUGCGGGACAGGAAAGGCCAGCUGUCUCUGGAUAUGAUGAUGGGAAUGUGCCUAGAUGUCAGCGAGGGGAUGGCUUACCUGGAGAGCUCCAACUUCCUGCACAGGGAUCUGGCUGCAAGGAACUGUCUUGUUUCGAAGAACAAUGAGGUGAAGGUGUCUGAUUUUGGCAUGACAAGGUUUGUUCUUGAUGAUCAGUACACAAGUUCCCAAGGCUCCAAGUUUCCUGUCAAGUGGUCAGCCCCAGAAGUCAUCAAGUACUCAAAGUUCAGCAGCAAGUCUGAUGUCUGGUCAUUUGGUGUACUCAUGUGGGAGAUUUACAAUGAGGGGCGUCUUCCCUACGAGAACCGUUCUAAUACAGAGGUUGUGGAGUCCCUAAACUCAGGCCUGAGGCUCCUGAAGCCCCGGUUGGCCCCUGACUCUGUGUAUUUGCUGAUGGAGUGGUGCUGGAAGGAGAAACCAGAAGAUCGCCCAACCUUUGCUCUUCUUCUGCAUGAACUGGCUGCCUUCUCCGACCUCUGAUCCAAGUGAAGAUUUGAAACAAUUUUAAACACAUUUAUGUUAUUUAUUUAUUUAUUUAGGCACUUGUUGCUAAAUAUUUUCCAAAUGUUUGUGAAGCAAAUGUACAUUCAUGGAUCAAAAGUGUUUUUUGGUUCAUUUAGCACUUUACUUUUAUUCUGAGAAGGCUAACAAAGUAAAUAAUAAACAAAGUUAAGAUAAUGUGAUAAUAUUGACAGUUUUUUACCUGAACAUGCAGGAUGGUUACUUUGAUUAAACAUUUGUUAAUAAAAAUAGCUCAACAUUAA
Girardinichthys multiradiatus is the source of this 2216-nucleotide messenger RNA. It is a transcript of the gene itk, whose product is annotated as IL2 inducible T cell kinase. Gene Ontology annotation, molecular function: protein binding; non-membrane spanning protein tyrosine kinase activity; ATP binding. The coding region runs from base 79 to 1932 and encodes 617 amino acids. The record is from RefSeq and is a predicted model, not a curated record. The transcript is spliced from 17 exons. Gene Ontology annotation, biological process: peptidyl-tyrosine autophosphorylation; adaptive immune response; B cell receptor signaling pathway. NCBI's taxonomy places the organism in Eukaryota, Metazoa, Chordata, Actinopteri, Cyprinodontiformes, Goodeidae.